CCAGAAGUUUUCAAGAGCUACUAGAUUUGCCUAAUGAACCCAAAUAAGCGGUGUUAUUGUGUUAACCUCAAUCAGAGUAAUUUAUGGGGGAAAGGAUCUUCGACUUCGAGGACCGAAUAAAAAUCUCUUUUUUCUGGCUAUCCAUACGCCCCCAUUUUUCUCUCUUACCUUUGAAGAGAGAACAACAAUGGCGCUAAGUUCGUUUUCUAUAAUCCCUUCUUCAUCUUCUUUCCCUUCCAUUUCCAACCUCGAUUCCCCUUCUACUUCCUCUCCCACUAGAAUCAGGGCCAUCGAUUCUUCUAGACGAUGCCUUAAAUUCAUUAGGCCACUUCAAGUCUCUUCACUCUUUACUUCUCUGCCUUUUUCCUCGAUUGUUGGAACUUCUUCUUCUUCCAAACAAAUUGUAGAAAAUGAGUCUGCGGAUAAGUUCUUGCAAAACGCUUCCAUGGCGGAUUUCCUGAGAUUCAAGCGAGGAAUCGACGGAGGGAGUGGAGAGUUGCAGACGGCUAUAGUGAGCUACCGGAAGAAGUUCCCGUGGUCCCUUUUGUACCCUUUUCUUCAGGUUGAUUUAGUCUCAACAAUUCACAUCGCAGAUAAAGAGUAUUUUCUAGCCCUCCAGAAAGUACUUCAAUCCUAUGAUUGUGUACUUUAUGAAAUGGUAGCUAGCAGGGAAAGUAUAGAAAGUAGAAGCAACACUAUCCCUAAAACAAGGGUGAGAGGCUCUGGCACUAAGGGAUUUAACAUCUUGGGAUGCAUCCAACGAUGGAUGGCUCGAAUUCUCAUGCUUGAUUUCCAAUUAGACUCUCUCAGUUACCAGUCUGCAAAUUGGUACCAUGCAGAUCUCGACUAUGAAACCUUCAAAUUGCUUCAGCUUGAAAAAGGUGAAAGCUUCUUUUCUUUUGCAAGAGACAUGACUCUUCGAUCCACGAAAGCAAUGUUGCAGCCAGCUUCUUCUGUUCCAGAAGAUCUUGGCCCAUGGAGGUCCAAGCUUUUAUGGGCUUCUCGUGUACUUCCUAUGCCACUUGUGGGCCUAGUCAUCAUUGGAAGCGUCUGUGCAGAUGCUGAAAGUCAAGCAUCAGCAUAUCCUGAAAUAGAAGCAUUGUCAAGGCUUGAUUUUGGUGCUGCCAUCAAGGUCUUCCUUGCAAAGAGACUAACAACUGAGUUAACAGAGGUGACAGCAGAUGUAGAGGAGAAAUCUGUUAUAAUUGGUGAGAGGAAUAAAGCUGCAGUAGACUCUUUGAGAAAGGCAAUCCAAGAGGGACACAAUAAGAUUGCCAUACUUUAUGGGGGUGGUCACAUGCCUGAUCUUGGGAGGAGAUUACGGGAGCAAUAUGACCUCGAGCCGUGUCGUGUGCAGUGGGUUACGGCAUGGUCCAUUAAGAAAAGGAACCUAAAUACGAGUUCGUUUCCGUUUCUCAGGACAAUGGCUCAAGUCUCAGGCUGGCCGUGGAACCGAUAUCAGACUUUGGCAUGGCUCAUCUUUUCAUCAGUCUUGGCAUUGGAUCUCUUGUUCUGGGAACUCUUCUUUCGUACUUCUGUUGAUUGGGUCUCACAGAUUGGCACAGAACUUGUUGAGUAUCUUGGGUAAUGCUUAUAUAUUGUUGAUAAUGAUACGAUUAUUCAACUAAAAAUGUUCAUAGUAAUUCGCAAGAACAAAUCUUGUGCCCUUCCAGUGUAAAUAUUGAAAAUUUUUCAUUAACAAAGUUGAAUAGUCCAUUGAAUAUUAUUCA
Molecule: messenger RNA, 1730 nt
Organism: Prosopis cineraria
Lineage: Eukaryota; Viridiplantae; Streptophyta; Magnoliopsida; Fabales; Fabaceae
Exons: 5
Coding region: 188-1588 (466 amino acids)
Source: RefSeq, a predicted model, not a curated record